ACUGACAGUCUGGACGUACAACACAGCAGGACACCCAGGCAGGGUCCCAGGGAACUUACUGAGCGAAAGCAAGGGAUCGACGACGUUUCUCUUGUGGAACUUGUUGUAGCCAAGUUGCUUAUCAAACAAUUAAAGUAUUAUUAUUAUUAUUAUUAUUAUUAUUAUUAUUAUUAUUAUUAAUUUGCGCGUUCUUUUUAUAAGAAAGCAGGCGUCAAGGUGCUAAACGGGCGCAAUUUCCACGUCCCCCCUGAGGGCUAUUUUAAGCCGGACUGCGUUAUUAUAUGAGGCUCUAGACCAGACUAGAGGAGUACAGUACAGUCGGGUACAGCAGUAGGGUACAGUGGAGUGCAGGCAGGGUAGACGCCGGGGCUGCGGCACAGCGCGAGGACAAUGGCGGAGGGACACUUCUACCCGCGCGGCAGAGCCGGCGGCGGCAUCGCGAGGGACCCCUUUGGCGAGCAGUCCUUCGCCUCGCGAUUCAUGGAUGACCAGUUCGCGAUGCCGCCCUUUCAGGAUGACCUGUCCAUGGACUGGCCGGCCUGGGCUCGCCCCCGACUCAGCUCCCCGUUCCCGAGCAGCCUGCGCUCCGCGUUCCCGCGCACGUCCCUGGACGCGGCGCCCGGCGGCUACAGCCCGAGGUACAGCGACGCUGCGGACGCGCCCGCGGCCGCGCGCGGAGACGCGUGGAAGGUGUGCGUGAACGUGCACAACUUCACACCGGAGGAGCUGAGCAUCAAGACCAAAGAGGGAUUCGUUGAAGUGUCGGGAAAACAUGAAGAAAAGCAAGAUGAAGGAGGCAGUGUGACCAAAACCUUCAAUAAGAAGAUCCAGAUUCCUAGAGAUGUGGACCCCUUGUCAGUCUUCGCUUCUCUGUCCCCUGAAGGUGUCCUCAUCAUCGAGGCCCCCCAGACCCCCCCAUAUUACCUCUUCAACAAUGACACACCUAGCAGUGAAGGUGGGGAGGCAGAGGUCAAGUCUCAAGAAAUGCCAGUGGCCUGACAUCUUGGUCCAUAUAUUAAGCUGCGUCCGCUUGCCAACCACUUGUUCACUCUUGGAUGGAACAGGACAGUCCCGUCCCCCAUCCCUCUUCCCCCGUCCCCCAUCUCCCCACGUACCCAACCCAACUGUCCCACUGUAGCUCUCAACCA
Messenger RNA from Scleropages formosus (Asian bonytongue), 1148 nucleotides. RefSeq names its product heat shock protein beta-8-like. Lineage: Eukaryota; Metazoa; Chordata; Actinopteri; Osteoglossiformes; Osteoglossidae. The record is from RefSeq and is a predicted model, not a curated record. Gene Ontology annotation, cellular component: protein folding chaperone complex; nucleus; cytoplasm. Gene Ontology annotation, molecular function: protein homodimerization activity. Bases 391 to 999 code for a protein of 202 amino acids. Gene Ontology annotation, biological process: cellular response to unfolded protein. The transcript is spliced from 3 exons.